AUCAUCAUCAUCAUCAACAUCAUCAUAUAAUAUUAUUAUAAUUAUUAUUAUUUCGAGAUUAAAUUUUCAUGGUGCUAAAUAAAUCCUUUAACUUUACAGAAAUCUUAUUCUACUCAAUGGAAUUCUUAUCUGUUGCUGGAGGUGCCUUUCUGACUAUCGCUUUCGAGAGGCUGUUUGACAAGCUAGAGUUCAGUAGGUCGCUCAAUUUGCAAAAGCAAGUCCUUAAUAAGUUGCGACACUGGGAGAGCUUAUUGCCAAUAAUCUGUGCCUUCCUUGAAGAUGCCGAAGAAAAGCAGAUGUCUAAUUCUAGCCACUUGGUAAAGAAAUGGCUUGAUAAAAUGAGGGACUUGGCUUAUGAUAUAGAAGACAUCUUGGAUGAAUUCCAAGUUGAAUCCCAGAAGAAAAGCAACUUCAAUCCAAAACCUCACCAAGGAAGCACUAGCAAAUUCAUCCCCUCAUUCAUCAACUGUUUCCAACAGAGUGAUUUGACCUUUGAUUCCCAGACCAUUUCUAAGGUGGAUGACAUCACCCUCAAAUUGCAAUACUUGGUAGAUGAAUCGAAGUUAAUUGGCUUGGUAAGGCAAGUUGGAGAUAAGCCUAGUGGAAUGGCUACAAGAAGGUCACCCACUACUUCUCUACCUGAACUUUAUGUUUGUGGCCGACAAACUGAAAAAACAGCUAUUCUUGACAAGUUGCUCAAUGAUGAAGGUGGUUCCAAAGGAUUUAGUGUUAUUCCCAUCCUUGGAAUGGGAGGCAUUGGCAAGACCACUUUAGCUCGACUUGUUUACAACGAGGUGACGACGCCACAAAACUUUGAGAUUAAAUCCUGGGUUUGUGUCUCUGAUCAGUUUGAUAUUACAAGCAUAACGAAAGCCAUUCUAGAAGCAGUUGGGGGAAAUUGUGCUUUGAAUAAUUUAGAUUUGCUUCAACAAGAAUUGAACAGCAAGUUAUCUAACAAGAAGUUUUUGCUUCGAUCUAGUGGGAAUGAGUCACGGUUUUUGAUGCAUGAUCUCAUACAUGAUUUGGCUCAAUUUGUUGCUGGAGAAUCGUGCUUCACUCUUGAACAUAAGUUUGAGGUUGAUAAAAAAUCAAAAGUGAAGUAUGAAAAGGUUCGUCAUUUGUCUUGCAUCCGUGGUUACCGUGACACCUCUAAGAAAUUUGAAGUCUUGAAUGUCAUGAAGUGUUUGCGAACAUUCAUUCCAGUUGGCUCAAAGAGAUGGUGUAAUAUAUCAAAUACAGUGGUGCAUGAUUGGCUGCCAAAAUUAAGAUGCUUGAGGGUACUGUCUCUUGAGUGUUAUAAGAUAAAUAAGUUGCCAGAUUCAGUUGGAGAUUUAAUACAUUUGAGAUACCUUAAUUUGUCAAAAACUGAAAUUGAAAGACUACCUGAGUCCGUGGGUUUCCUCCUUCAAUUACAGACACUGUUGCUCUUUAACUGCUGGAAAAUUUUGAAGUUACCUGUGACAAUUGGGAACUUAGUUUACCUCCAUCAUCUAGAUAUUGAAGGUACGAGUUCCUUGAAAGAGAUGCCAUCAGAAAUAAGAAAACUAUCUAUCCUGAAUCUAGAGAAUGUUUUGAAUGUUCAAGAUGCUAUGGAGGCUGAUCUAAAGAAUAUUGAUGGUCUUGAUGAGUUACAUUUGGAGUGGACUUCUGAUUUUGGUAAUACGAGGAAUAAAACCAAUGAAGAAAUGCAGAUCCUCAAAUGGUUAAAACCUCAUUCAAAUUUGAAGAGUCUCACAAUUGUUUCUUAUGGUGGCCAGGAAUUCCCUUCCUGGAUUGGUGAUCCAAUUUUUUCUAAUUUAUCCUAUUUGAAGCUUGGAGAUUGCAAGAGAUGCACUUUGUCCCCAUCACUUGGGCUAUCACCUGUUCUCAAAGAAUUGAUUAUAGAAGGCAUAGAGGGAAUAGAAACAGUGGGUCCAGAGUUUUAUGGGAAUGGAACUUUCUCACCAUUGGAGAAGUUGGUUUUUCGAAACAUGUUAAAUUGGAAGGAAUGGAUUUCUCCAACUAGAAAUGGAGGUGAAUUCCCUUGUCUUGGCCAUCUUGAGAUUGAAAAUUGUCCGAAGUUGACAGGACAAUUACCCAGCCAGCUUUCUUCUCUGGUGAAUCUUGUGAUAAAUGGAUGCCCAGAGUUAAGAUGCUCAUGUACCACAAGUCUUGUGUCACUUAAAACCCUUCAUAUUGGAGACUGCAGUGUUAUUCUUUUGAAGAGCAUGGUUGAUCUGACCUCUCUCACUCAAUUGAGAAUUGAGAAUAUUUCAGAGAUGUCUUGCUUGCCUAAGUGUUUUACACAGUUCUUAACAGCUCUUGAGAAUCUUGAAAUUGAAGGGUGCAAAGAACUUACUUGUUUGUGGGAGGAUGGAUCAGAAACAAUAAACCUUGCUCGCCUUGAGAAAAUGGAAAUUAGGAGUUGUCCUUUGCUUGUGUCGUUGACAGGGAAAGAACAAGGCCUCUUGCCUUUGAAUCUUAAACAUCUUGUCCUCUAUAGUUGUGAGGCAUUGGAGUCAUUAUUACCUGAUCUGAUGAUGAGGAAGAUGGGCGGAAGCAACAAUAAUAGCACCGACAUGUUGAGACUUGAAGGGUUAGAAUUUCAUGGUUGUCCUUCUCUCAGGUCAUUAUCCUUGCCUAUCACAGUUAAGCGGUUGACAAUCGAAGGAUGUGAAAAUCUUGAGUCUUUACCGGAUGCAAUACUGAUGCAAGAUGACGGUGACAACAAUAGCAAUCUUGAAUAUUUAUAUAUAGAGAAACAUCCACCUCUAAAUUCUUUUCUGAGGGGUCAGCUGCCAGCUUCUCUCAAGGAAUUUAAAGUUCAUAAUUGCGAGGGGUUGGAAUCUAUUUCAAAGGGAAUGCUGCAUCAAUGUACAGGACUUAGAUCCAUUCAAUUUUGGAAUUGCCAAAGGUUGAAAGGCUUACCCAGCCUUGAUUGCCUCAGCAAUCUCAUUGGAUUAAACAUUAUCAAUUGUGACGCUUUAGAGUCCAUCCCAAAUCUGGGCUUAUGCAUCCCCAAUCUCAAGGUAUUGAGAAUAUGGAGUUGUAAGAAUCUCAAGUCCUUCCCAAAUACUACGAUGUCCCAGUUGAAAUCACUUCAGGAGCUAUACAUAGAGGAUUGUCCAAACAUAGAGUUGAUUCCGUCUCCAGGUGGGAGUGAGAAUGGGGGUUUACUUUUAGAUUUACCCCCAAACUUAACAAAGGUUUCGUUAGACGAUGCAAUUCUCAAGUUCCUACUACCAAAUACGACUCAAAAACUAUCCAACCCAGUUCCAGAUGGGCAUUUGGCAACGGUGGCGGGAAGCGGCCUCCACAACCUUACCUCUCUUCAACACUUGUCAAUUAGUUGUCGGACAUGGCCGCCGGAAAUUGUGCUGCCUUCUUCUUUAACCAGUCUUUAUAUGGUCGCUGUUGAAAAUCUGGAAUCAAUACCCAGAGAGCUCCUCCAAAACCUAAACUCUCUUCAAUGGUUGGGAAUAUGGAGGUGGCCGAAGCUACGAUCCUUGCCAAAGGAAGGCUUGCCUCCCUCUCUUGAAGAACUCAACAUCUUCACCUGUCCGCUUCUAAAACGACAGCGCUUUGAGGCGGAAGGAGACCACUGGCCUCUCACCCAUACCAUCCCCUACGUUGAGAUAGAUGGGAAUCAGGCGAAAGGAGACCACUGGCCUCUCACCCAUACCAUCCCCUUCGUUGAGAUAGAUGGGGUUCAGGUAAUAAAACCUACUGCUAUGAAGCUGAAACUGGGUUAUCAUGUUUUCUGUUAUGCUUUUCCUACUAAAAAUUUUGAUUUACUAGGUAUUCCCAUAGGAUAGCACUGCAACCAUUUCUUAAGUACUUGACUCAAAUCUUGAACAAAUUCAUCAAAAUCCUACAGGCUUAAUUACUUCAGAGUAUGCUUCAAGAUCAGAUGUCUCGAUGGAUAAAUAGUAGCGUACUUGGGAUCCAUCAUGGUUGCAGCAACAAACUUCUACCCUCCAAACAAUGCCCUCUCUGGUAAUGUAAGAAGGUGGUGCAACCUUCUUUUUAAGGCACUUCAAUUUUCCUACUGUGCUUGACCUUCUCAUCCCCGCUGUUGUCGGAGAGAUUUUUUAUCAUUUUGUCAAGAAAAUGCUAAGAUUUAA
Rubroshorea leprosula is the source of this 4103-nucleotide messenger RNA. The record is from the annotation of a GenBank genome assembly. NCBI's taxonomy places the organism in Eukaryota, Viridiplantae, Streptophyta, Magnoliopsida, Malvales, Dipterocarpaceae.